Messenger RNA from Syngnathus typhle (broad-nosed pipefish), 1848 nucleotides. Its product is annotated as TRAF3-interacting protein 1-like. The transcript has 12 exons. Bases 93 to 1742 code for a protein of 549 amino acids. The record is from RefSeq and is a predicted model, not a curated record. Gene Ontology annotation, biological process: intraciliary transport; cilium assembly; regulation of microtubule cytoskeleton organization. Lineage: Eukaryota; Metazoa; Chordata; Actinopteri; Syngnathiformes; Syngnathidae. Gene Ontology annotation, molecular function: microtubule binding. Gene Ontology annotation, cellular component: axoneme; ciliary basal body; intraciliary transport particle B.
UGGCCCCUCGGCAAUUUAAUGACCGAAUAAGUUCAUUUGACAGAAAAUGACCAAAAACAAAGAUAACCGAGUAGCAGCUUAUUAGUCAAAUAAUGGCCACCAUGCACAGCCAAAUAAUCAAAAAGACACAAAGCACACUGGGCAAAGUGAUAAAGAAACCGGCUCUCACUGAUAAACUGCUGAGCAAACCGCCGUUUCGAUACCUGCACGACAUCUUCUCUGAGAUCAUCAGGACCACUGGCUUUAUGAAAGGCUUGUACAAAGACAAUGAAUUGAAGUCAGAAUGUAUCAAGGACAAGGAGAUGAAGAUGGCGUUCCUCCAGAAAGCCAUCGAUGUUGUGGUGCUGGUCACUGGAGAACCCCUUGCGCUCAGACCGGCGCAUAUCGUCGCCGGUCAUGAGCCCGAGAAGACCAACGAGUUCCUGCAGACCGUUGCCAAGUGCUGCCUCAACAAGUUGUCCAGUAAGGAGGCCGUGAGGAAAGUUCUUGCAGGAGAGAGGUUGGACGUGAGGGCCAGGGAGAGUACGCUCAAAUCCCAAGACAAGGACGUUGCCGAGGGGCGCCAAGAGAAGACGACGACGGAGCGGAGCGAGAGCAGGGUCGAGGAGGAGCCGGAGCCGCACGGAGAACCUGAGAGACAGCGGCGAGACGGUGAGAGGGAACAGCGCGACGCCAAGGAGCACAGGCGGCGGGAACAGGAGCUUGCCAAAGAUGGCGAGCAGGAAGACAAGAGUCGCCAUCAAGACAAUGCGCAAAGCAACGAAAAAGACAAAGGUCAAGGCAACAAGACAAGCGAGAAAGAAAAAGUCAAAGAGAGCGAGCGACACAAGGCGGCGUCACGCACGGAGAGUCCGACCAGAACAAGUUCUGCCAAAGGGCAAAGAAGGAAAAACAAGUUUGGAGACGAAUCGGACGGGGAAGGUGGCGAAGCCACCAUCCAGCGCAAAGACGCCGAGCACGGUCCGACUCCUCCCAACAAUCAAAGCGGCGAUGUUGCAGGCUCCUCACUUUCGCCUGACGUGGCCUCCAGCAACAGCCGAGCGGCGCCGCGGCCCGGCAGCGCUCGGCCGGCUCCUCCUCGAGUCAAGACACAGGAGAGCUUGGUCGAAGGGCUUCCACCUGAGAGGCUCUCCAGCGCCAAGUCGUCAGUCAUCGGAGAAGGGAAGAAGUUGUCUGAUGAUGAGGAUGAGGAAGAUGAGCAGUUUCUGGUCGCGGAGGCGGCCCCUGAAUCUGUAGAUGCUCCAGAGAAGGACUGUGCACAAGACCUCAGCAGUGAAGCAAACCAUGGGGGACUGGUGAAGAAGAUCCUCGAAACCAAAAAAGACUACGAACCGUCGGCGUCCUCCAAUAAAUCCAAAGAGAAGCUGAUGUCCGAGGAAGCCCGCCGGAAAGAGGAGGACCUGGUGACGCGGGAGGUGGAACGUCUACGCGCUUCCAUCCAGUCGGUGUGUCAGAGCGCGCUGCCGCUGGGCAAGAUCAUGGACUACGUUCAGGAGGACAUGGACGCCAUGCAAGCCGAGCUGCAAAGCUGGCGCAAGGAGAACAAGGAGCACGCGCAGGCUCUGCUGCAGCAGAACAAAGUGACGGAGCAGGCGGUGGAACCUCUCAAGGCCGAACUGGGCGAGCUGGACCAGCAGAUGAAAGAUUACCAGGACAUGAUUUGUGCUGUCAGGUCCAACAUUCUGACCAACGAGGAGAAUAUCCAAAAGAAAUUGGCGGCCAUUAUCUCUUCCCGAUCCUGAAAGGACCAGCGCGGGCGGCCUUGGGAGUACAAAGUUCUGGUUUCUCCGGCUGGCCAGAUUUUGCUUUGACAAGAUGUUCUUGAAGGUUCUCGUCGUUUUGCGCUCG